AUGAAGGAUGUGCAGGAACGAAUUCGCCAAGUGGUUUGGCUCUUCGACGAACGUGCCUUGGACAACCGUCAGGGAAUCGACGUCUUCAACGAUGUGGUCUCUGCAUUGCGUCGCUUUUGUAAAAGUGUUGGGGCCGAUAUUCUGGACCCAAAUUAUCGUUACAGCUGGCGUACAUUGGUACUGCUUUCAACAUUCGUGGCGUAUUGGCUGAGCACGGUGUACACCAUUCACUUCAAAUGGGCCUAUGGACUGGUUGCUGCUGACGUUGCCUGCAUGAUAAUAAUCCUUCAAAUUUUCGGAGUUGCCGAUGUUUUCAUUAACCAGCUUAAAUCGUUAGAUGAUGUUCUGGAACAACAUGACGGAAAUGAGGAGUACGUGUAUCACAAAGUUCGUGGUAUAUGUUUGAUGCAUGAGGAAAUAAUACAAUACGAAAUAGAAAUGGAUGAAUCUUACAAAACUGUUGUACUGGUUCAAAUAGUAACUUCAAUUGCUGAAAUCUCUACAUCACUGUUUGUUUUCUAUCUGACAGGGCACAUCAACGCUUUAUUUCUUGCAGUUAGUGCAGUGUGGCAAUUGUUUGAGUAUUGCUUACUGGGUGUCACGUUGACUAUAAAGAAUGAACAGAUUGUGCGAGCCCUAUAUGACAUUAAAUGGUACAGACUAACGACGAAACAACAGAAAAUGCUUGGUAUAGUCUUGCAAAGAGCCCAGAACGCUGUGGAAAUAACGAUUGGUGGAUUAGCUCUGCUGAAUUUAGAAACAUUUGUCGAGGUUAUGAAAAAAAUUUAUUCCUAUUACGCCAUGUUGAUGCAGUUCUUAGACCAAUGA
Messenger RNA from Uranotaenia lowii, 828 nucleotides. RefSeq names its product putative odorant receptor 83c. Lineage: Eukaryota; Metazoa; Arthropoda; Insecta; Diptera; Culicidae. Gene Ontology annotation, biological process: sensory perception of smell; detection of chemical stimulus involved in sensory perception of smell. The transcript has 5 exons. Gene Ontology annotation, molecular function: olfactory receptor activity; odorant binding. Bases 1 to 828 code for a protein of 275 amino acids. The record is from RefSeq and is a predicted model, not a curated record. Gene Ontology annotation, cellular component: plasma membrane.